Dermatophagoides farinae (American house dust mite) is the source of this 3173-nucleotide messenger RNA. Lineage: Eukaryota; Metazoa; Arthropoda; Arachnida; Sarcoptiformes; Pyroglyphidae. The record is from RefSeq and is a predicted model, not a curated record.
UCAUCAUCAACAUAAUAUCAUUGCCGAUCAUCAUUGUCAUCAAGAAUAAUUUGAAAUUAAAUUUUCAUUUCAUAAAUCUAUAACAUCGAUCGAUAUUCACUGCCCAUCAUCAUCAUCAUCAUCAUCAUUUUCAUUAACAUCAUCAAUUACACUAUAUAUAUCGGAUGGUGAUCAUUUUUUGUGUAUAGAAUAAUCAUAAUAUAUAUAUCCAGGAAAAGAAAAAAGGUCAUCAAACACAUUAUCGAUGUUUAUCGUUUUUGUUCCAUAUAAUCCCAAAAAAAGGUUCAACAACCUUGACAUCAUCAUCAUCAUCAUCAUAGUAUUUAGUUUGACAAAAGCAACGACAACAACAAAAAAAAAAAAAAAAUCGAAAUUUUACGUUCCAGCGAAUCAUUGUGUGAAUACAUUCAUUACAUAUUCACAAUCAAAAUAAAUAUAUUUCAUUUUACAACAACCGGCAACAUAAUAAUAAUUUGAUCGGAAAUAUAUAAUUAAUAGUUUGAAUCUGAUAAUAACAAGAUCCAGGAAAGAGUAAAUCAACCAUACACACACACACAUAAAAAAAUAUAGUCAUAAUGUCUACUCAUUCUGGUCAACCGAUUGCCACAACACGUUUCUCCGAUAAUUAUGAUCUCAAAGAAGAGCUCGGAAAAGGAGCAUUUUCUGUUGUACGACGAUGUGUACAAAAAUCUACAUGCCUGGAAUUUGCUGCCAAAAUAAUCAACACUAAAAAACUUUCAUCUCGAGAUUUUCAAAAACUCGAACGUGAAGCACGUAUAUGUCGUAAAUUAAAUCAUCCUAAUAUUGUUCGUUUACAUGACAGCAUCCAGGAAGAAGGAUUUCAUUAUCUUAUUUUUGAUCUGGUUACCGGUGGUGAAUUAUUUGAAGAUAUUGUUGCACGUGAAUAUUAUUCCGAAGCCGAUGCAUCACAUUGUAUACAACAGAUAUUGGAAUCGGUUAAUCAUUGCCAUAUGAAUAAUGUUGUUCAUAGAGAUCUAAAGCCGGAAAAUUUAUUAUUGGCCAGUAAAGCCAAAGGUGCCGCCGUUAAAUUGGCUGAUUUUGGUCUGGCCAUUGAAGUUCAAGGUGAACAACAAGCGUGGUAUGGUUUUGCCGGUACACCUGGUUAUCUAUCACCUGAAGUACUAAAAAAAGAUCCUUAUGGUAAACCAGUCGAUAUUUGGGCUUGUGGUGUCAUCUUAUACAUUCUAUUAGUUGGCUAUCCACCCUUUUGGGAUGAAGAUCAACAUCGUCUAUAUGCUCAGAUCAAAGCCGGAGCCUAUGAUUAUCCAUCACCUGAAUGGGAUACAGUAACACCGGAAGCAAAAAAUUUAAUAAAUUCAAUGCUAACAGUAAAUCCAGCAAAACGUAUAACAGCAGCCGAAGCAUUGAAACAUCCUUGGAUAUGUCAACGUGAACGUGUUGCUAGUACCUUACAUCGGCAAGAAACAGUGGAUUGUUUGAAAAAAUUCAAUGCAAGACGUAAGCUUAAAGGAGCUAUAUUGACCACUAUGUUAGCAACUAGAAAUUUUUCCAGUCGAUCGAUCAUCAAUAAGAAAAGUGAUGGUUCACAAGUAAAAGAAAGCACCGAUUCAUCCAACACAACGUUAGAAGACGAAGAUACUAAAGAUUGUCUACUAAAUCAGCACGGAGUUGAACGAAGUCGUACAGUAAUUAUGGCCGAUUCAUCACAAGCUCGUCUUUCCAAUGGUGGUGGAUCAUUCGAACCACGAAAACAAGAAGUGAUCAAAGUGACGGAACAAUUAUUGGAAGCCAUCAAUACGGGCGAUUAUGAUACAUAUGCAAAAUUAUGCGAUCCAAAUAUAACGGCAUUUGAACCAGCAGCAUUGGGAAACCUAGUGGAGGGUGUGGACUUCCAUAAGUUCUACUUUGACAAUGUAUUUGGAAAGAAUUGUAAAUCAAUCAAUUCAACAAUAUUGAAUCCAUCGGUUCAUCUAUUGGGUGAUGAUGCCGCCUGUAUCGCCUAUAUCCGUUUGACACAAUAUGUUGACAAACAAGGCGUUGCUCAUACUCAACAAUCGGAAGAGACAAGAGUAUGGUUACGUAAAGAUGGUAAAUGGCAAAAUUGUCAUCUACAUCGUUCAAUGCGUACAGUAUCUGGUCAUCAAUUAGCAUUUUGACCAUCACCAUUAAGAAUCAAUGUCGUUGUCGCAAUAAAACCACCGCAACCAUAUCGGUGAUAUAUAUUGGAAAAUUAUUUCGACUAAUAAAUAUGUAUUGUUUUGAAUUCUUCUUCUUCUUCUCUCUCCUUUGUUCAUACGACAUUUGAUUCAUUAAUUGGUAUUUCAAAUCCACAAUGAAAAUGGAACCAUUGAUUCUUCGGACAUAUUCAUAAACAAAUAUCCAACACCAUGAUCAUUGCAUCGAAAAAAAUAUUACCGAUUCAGUGAAGCAAAUUCUGCAAAGCACGUCCGUUAUUCUGUUGCAAAAAAAAAAUUCUUCAUCACAAAUUCAAACGAAAAUCAACGAAUUGACUGCAUUUAUGAAAUGAAAUGUAACAUCUAAACAAAACAAAACAUUUUUCCAUCACAACAUCUCUCUCACACACACACACUCAUUCACAUACAUUUAACAAACAUAAAAAUUCAAACCAAUUCGAUUACAUAUCGAACUUGUAAAAUUUGCUCUCCGUGCACACACACACACACAUUUGAAUUUACACUGAUAACGAUUGUCUUGAUUUUUAGUUCUGCAAAAAAAAAUCGCUCGUGUUUUUGUGUUUGUAUGUGUGUUUCAACGUGCAAAUUCGUGUUAUUCAUUGUGUUAAUUACUUCUUUUUUUUCCACUUAUAAUAAUCUUUUUCUCUACUUACAAAUAACAUCGUUUACAAAUGUCAUUAUUUAACUCUCAUUUUUUCUGUGUGUGUGUGUAUGAGUUGCCAUUUAAUAUUUCAUUACUUUUUUUUCUGUGGCACGAGAAAAAUGAUAAAAUACAAAAAAAAAAUUUAAAAAAUUGCAUCACACCCACUUGAAUGAUAAUUUUCCCAUAUUAUUUCUACCACACACCAAACACACACACACACACACACAUACAUUUGCUCUCUUUUUUCUUCACUUUUUUUUGUCUCACCCAAACGGUGAUAUUGACUAUAUGAUCACUCCACUUUCUCAUUCAUUCAUUAAUUUUUUUUGUUUAAAUUUUUUUUUGUGUUUGAU